UUGGCCAGUCGCCUGAUACACACAGAAGAAAGUCAUGGGGAAGACAGGUGGAAGAGGCGACUUUGAAUGGGUCUACAAUGACCAGCCGCACACUUCAAGAAGAAAAGAAAUACUGGCCAAAUAUCCAGAAAUCAAGUCUCUGAUGGGUCCAGACCCCCAGCUGAAGUGGGUGGUAUCAGGCAUGGUCUUAACCCAGCUUCUGGCGUGCUACCUGGUCCACGACCUCUCCUGGAAGUGGAUCUUCUUUUGGGCUUACGCCUUCGGAGGCUGCAUCAACCACUCCCUGACUCUGGCUAUCCACGACAUCUCUCACAAUGUGGCCUUUGGCAACAAGCUGGCAAAGUGGAACCGCUGGUUUGCCAUGUGGGCCAACCUGCCCAUCGGGCUGCCCUACUCCGCGUCUUUCAAGAAGUACCACAUCGACCACCAUCGGUAUCUGGGAGGUGACCAGCUGGAUGUUGACAUCCCUACAGACUUUGAGGGAUGGUUCUUCUGCACCCCUACCAGGAAAGUCCUGUGGCUCUUCCUCCAGCCGCUUUUCUAUGCCCUGCGCCCUUUGGUAGUUAAUCCUAAACCAGUGUGUCAGCUGGAGAUCCAGAACGCAGUAGUUCAGCUCACAGUAGAUUUAAUUAUCUACUAUCUAUGGGGGCUGAAGCCCAUUGUCUACCUCAUUGCAGGAUCUAUCCUGUGUAUGGGACUGCAUCCUAUCUCUGGACAUUUCAUAGCUGAGCAUUACAUGUUCCUGAAGGGACACGAGACAUAUUCUUACUAUGGACCACUUAACUGGAUCACCUUCAAUGUCGGGUAUCACAUGGAGCACCAUGACUUCCCCAGCAUACCUGGCAGUAAACUACCUCAGGUCAAGCAAAUUGCAGCAGAGUAUUAUGACUCCCUGCCUCAACACACUUCCUGGACCCGGGUACUAUGGGACUUUGUGUUCGAUGACAGCAUCGGCCCCUACGCCAGAAUCAAACGGGAGUACAAGCUAAGCAAGCAGGAAUAGAUCUGUGACUGAUUAUACUUCCCAUGAAACAGGAAUGUGAAUUUAAGUUGUUAAAAAUCUAUUGACCUCAAUGAAAUAUUCUCCAGUUUAAACGUUUUGUUUUUCCGUAUAGUGUGGUUGUCACUGUAUGUGCACUUUCUAACACGUUGGACAUUUUCAUCUUAAAUUAUUCCUGUUCUUCAGUUACUAUCUGUAAAAUGAAUGCGCACAUUAUCACCUGCAUACAUACAGUUUAUGGAAAUGCAAAUUCAGAUUGUCAGCAUGUACAGCUAGAUGGGUUCCUUACCAUUAUUUAUUCAUGUUUCUAUUCCUGCUAUAAACAAAUGGCCCGCAGUCAUGACAGUGAUGACAAUGACAUUGUCUUGGACCCAGAAGACAAGAAGACACCAAGUGAUGAUAAUAGUAUAAAAGUAUUCAAUAUAAACAUCCUCAUUUCUUAGGGUCACAUGCAUUCUCAUGAGGUAUUACAGAGCUGUUGUUACCUCUGCUUGAUUGCGCUCCUGCCUGUGAACAUUACAUCAGGUCUCCUUAAGAAUUUCCAAAGGUGAAAAUCAAGAAACACAAUGCCUCUCGGAUUACCCCAAUACAAUUUCACAUCCAUCGCACAGAACAGUGCUGAAGUGGAAAAUGAGCAUUGAAACUUACCUUUCAGUAAGAAGAGCCUUUUCUUCAGCGAUUCCCCAUUCUGCUUGUUCGCAGCUCCACCCUGCUGUUAACAGUUUGAUUAUAUCUACAGGGAAUGGAUAAAAAUAACAGAAACAACGUACAAGGCAAAAAAAAAGUCGUUUUUAGAAAAUCUAAGUUUGAUGAGGUUUAAACGUUUAAACGUGUCAGGGCUGCUGAAAGGACCUGGUGGUAUUUUUUCAGGCUGUAGUUUGUAAUGUUCAUGAAAUAUAACAUAGUCUGUGUUGCCGAGGUUCUUCUUGUAUUCCACUUUCACUCUUUGAUCAUGCAGUUUUCCUGUAUUUGGUCAGUAUCUUCUUGAGUUUAGAGAUUGCCACCAUUAACUGAGGCAGCAACUCCUGACAAGCCAACAAGAGAGACUUGUUAAGCUGAGUACCAAACUUUUUUCAUGCUGCCUGAAUUGAUGAUGCAUCCAGCACAAAAUACAAAAUUAUAUGUAAUGAGAUGAGGGGGAAAAAAACCCUCUUAAAUUACAAAGUCAAAACACAAGAAAACACCAUUAGUAAAAAAAAUAGUGGUCACAAGUAGACCCUGACCUUCACUCACUGAAAGUGUCUUAACAAUAUAAACUACAGCAAAUCAACACUUCUGACUUAUGAAUAAAAACAUAACGUGCUUCACUGAUUUAGUAUUUACUAUAGGGCUACUGUAUUGUAAGUUGUUUGUAAUUUUGUCCACCCACUGUAAAUACAACUUAAUUUUUAUGUUAUGAUUGAUA
Molecule: messenger RNA, 2405 nt
Organism: Seriola dumerili (greater amberjack)
Lineage: Eukaryota; Metazoa; Chordata; Actinopteri; Carangiformes; Carangidae
Gene: degs2
Product: delta 4-desaturase, sphingolipid 2
Exons: 3
Coding region: 35-1003 (322 amino acids)
Biological process (GO): sphinganine metabolic process; ceramide biosynthetic process
Cellular component (GO): membrane
Molecular function (GO): sphingolipid delta-4 desaturase activity
Source: RefSeq, a predicted model, not a curated record